UCAGGCAUAGCCAGCUUUAGUUUAUUUCUGGUCUGAAGUGAAGGCAUAGACAUGAUUUUCCUUAUGCUUCAAUGCAUAUAACACAAAUACAACCAUAAGGCCACGGGGGUGACAUGUCAGUUCUUAAAUUUAGCAGCUGGUUCUCAAUACUACCACGGAGUACUUCCGAUGUGACCUUAGAACUAAUGAGAAAUGGUCAGCAUGACCUUCGGAACGGUCCGCGAAGGAUUCAAGGCCUCCAGGUACCAGCUCACUGACACGCUCCGCCCCUCAGAGAGGGAAGGUCUGUGCGCCCUCGCCCCCCUCUUGGGUGGGAGAAGCCGGGAAACGGCGCUUCAGGGUCCCCGGGACUAAGGGAUGGCGAGCGGGGCGGAGGCAGAGGCGGGGACCGGCGCGGCAAAGCCGGCCGGCGCCCGGGGAGGUGCCCGAGAGCGGCGAAGGGCGAAGGCCCCGCCCCGCGACGCCCGCGCAGGGGAAGCAGGCCCUGCCCCCGUCAGCCGUGCCCGCCCCUGCUCCCAAUCAGGUCGGACCAUAGCGUAUAAAGAGCGCGGCGCGCCCAGCUGCAGCCCACAGCUCGCAGCGGAAGCAGCGGAGAUAUGUCUGGGAGAGGCAAAGGCGGGAAGGGGCUCGGCAAGGGUGGCGCUAAGCGCCACCGUAAGGUGCUGCGCGAUAACAUCCAGGGCAUCACUAAGCCGGCCAUCCGCCGCUUGGCUCGGCGUGGCGGCGUGAAGCGCAUUUCGGGGCUCAUCUACGAGGAGACGCGCGGCGUGCUGAAAGUGUUCUUGGAGAACGUGAUCCGCGAUGCUGUCACCUACACGGAGCACGCGAAGAGGAAGACGGUGACCGCCAUGGACGUGGUGUACGCCCUGAAGCGGCAGGGACGCACUCUGUACGGCUUCGGCGGCUGAAGCCUUCGGCUCUCACAUAACACUCGCGAACCCAAAGGCUCUUUUAAGAGCCACCCACUUUGUCUUUCGAAAGAGCUGUGUUGCUGUAUUCA
Strigops habroptila (Kakapo) is the source of this 1000-nucleotide messenger RNA. Its product is annotated as histone H4. Lineage: Eukaryota; Metazoa; Chordata; Aves; Psittaciformes; Psittacidae. Gene Ontology annotation, cellular component: nucleosome. Gene Ontology annotation, biological process: nucleosome assembly. Gene Ontology annotation, molecular function: DNA binding; structural constituent of chromatin; protein heterodimerization activity. The transcript has a single exon. The record is from RefSeq and is a predicted model, not a curated record. The coding region runs from base 597 to 908 and encodes 103 amino acids.